Molecule: messenger RNA, 1269 nt
Organism: Rotaria socialis
Lineage: Eukaryota; Metazoa; Rotifera; Eurotatoria; Philodinida; Philodinidae
Source: the annotation of a GenBank genome assembly
AUGGCUCUCUUCAAUGUACAUGUCGGCGUGCUUAUCAUCAGUCUACUAUUAUUAUCAUUGCUACCUAAAAUAGACUCUUCAAUUGAAAAUGAAUCAGGUGAUAUACAUCAUGAGAAAACAAAAUAUUUUCGUGAAGAACAUGACAUAUCGAAGUCAACAUCUAAAUGGGACAAAUAUGUUAAAUUAAUUGAAAUAGCUGAAAGAAAUCAUAGAAAUCAAACAGAUGAUAAUAAUCGAUCAAUAUUUCGUGAACAAAUCGAUCGUGAUUUUUCCUAUUGGAAAAAUCAACCGAUGAGUGAAAUUCAAAAGCAAUUCGAUACUAUUGUAUCUAUUGCUAAAACACGUCGUCUUACGCUCUAUCAAAUAAUUGAUCAUCGUUUAUAUCGUCAAGCAGAAGAUGAAUUAAUAUUUCCAGCUCGUAAUUACGGCAUAGAACAUUUUCUUUUGAAUAUUAUCGAUUCUUUACCCGACAUGGAAUUUUUAAUAAAUACAUAUGAUUGGCCACAAAAUCAACUGAACAUUCCAAUUUUAUCAUUUAGUAAAUCGUUAUUUUCGCAUGAUACAGAUAUUCUCUAUCCAGCAUGGUCAUUUUGGGAUGGUGGACCAGCACUAGGUAGUGUUUAUCCAACGGGUAUUGGUCGUUGGGAUAUAAUGCGACAAACAUUAAAUAAAGCUCGACAAAGUUAUUCUUGGACAAAAAAAGAAUCUCGUGGUUUUUUUCGUGGUUCGCGAACAUCUUCGGAACGUGAUCCACUCGUGUUACUGUCUCGUAGUCAUCCUGAACUACUUGAUGCACAAUAUACGAAAAAUCAAGCAUGGAAAUCUGAUGCAGAUACAUUAGGUUAUCCACCAGCUGGUGAAUUAAAACAUGAGGCAUUUUGUCAAUUUAAAUAUCUCUUUAAUUUUCGUGGUGUUGCAGCAUCAUUCCGUUUGCGUCAUUUAUUUUUAUGUGGCUCACUUGUUUUACAUGUUGGUUCAGAUUGGAUCGAAUAUUUCUAUGAUCGCCUUGAGCCUUGGUAUCAUUACAUUCCAUUAGAAACUGAUUUAAAUGAUGUAGAAAAUAUUUUAUUAUUUGCUCAAACUAAUGAUCGUUUAGCUGGAAAAAUUGCUCGUCAAGGACGAGAUUUUAUUUGGAAUCAUUUAACUAUGGACAAUGUUGAACUUUAUUGGAAAGAACUUUUAUUAGAAUAUUAUAAAUUAUUUGGAAUUGAGAAAUCAAUUGUUAAAAAAUCAAAAUUUGUUCAAGUUCAUCAGCGACCUAAACCAUAA